Messenger RNA from Trichomonas vaginalis G3, 3054 nucleotides. RefSeq names its product 3',5'-cyclic-nucleotide phosphodiesterase protein. The record is from RefSeq and is a predicted model, not a curated record. Gene Ontology annotation, biological process: signal transduction. Gene Ontology annotation, molecular function: 3',5'-cyclic-nucleotide phosphodiesterase activity. The transcript has a single exon. The coding region runs from base 1 to 3054 and encodes 1017 amino acids. Lineage: Eukaryota; Parabasalia; Trichomonadida; Trichomonadidae.
AUGAAAACAUCAUCUGGAAAUCGUGGAUUUACUGGUUCUGUUCGUAAUCCGAAGCUAUUUACUCCUAAUUCCACUAAAAAUUCACGAUUAUCUAAUGAUCGUUCUCCAGAACAAAUUCCUCCUGAUUUAAUAAAUUUAAUUGGACAAAUAGAAUCGAAUUUAGAGAAUUCAUUCAGACAUUUACAAGAGCAAAUGGAAAUUAUUCAAGAAAAGAUUGAAACUCUUGAAACAGAUCGAGUACAACAAGAACAAAGAAUAGAUUACUUAAAACAAAAUAGAAAUAUCGAUGACUCAAAUGUUGUUGCUAUUAAUAGUGAUACAGCUGAUCUAUAUGCGGCAAAUAACCCCAUUAUACUCGAAGCUUUUCUUGGAAAGCAACUUUAUUCAAAAUUUACAGACGUUAUCAAUCAAAUUGAAGAGAAGUCACAGAUUCCACUUAUAAAAUCAUCUUUAAUUCAGUUACAAAGAAUUGGCAAAUGUUUUGAAUCUUACAAAAUUUUAUCUGAUUUUGUUCAUGAAUCAGUGUUUUUAGAGAAGUUCAUAGAAGAAACAGAGAAAAUAUUUGAUAGUAAUUGCGUAUAUGUCUUCAAAAGGAAUCCAAAAACUUCAUUUUUUCGGUGUCAAUUCAAUAAAACAAUGUUCAUUGAAUUAAACGAUGAUGGAGCAUUAAUUCUUACUGCUAUUAAAAAGAAUACAGUUGUUUUGAUUGACAAUCCUCCAUCGGAGCCAGAAUAUUCAAAUUCAAUUGAUCCUCUCCUUAAUCCUAACAAUUUCAAAGUUCUUUUAGUUCCAAUAGGCACAGAUGCAGUUAUCGAGAUAUUAUUUACAUCAAAGAAAGCUGUAACUUUCUCACAAGAAGACAUUUACGUUGCUUCUUUUUAUUCAAUAAUUAUGAAGCCAUUAAUUGAUGAAAAUAGUGCAUAUGAAAAUGUAGAUCAUAGCAUUGAUGUUCAAACAAAGAAGAGAGCCUUCGAUAAUGAACUUUUGAGCAAAGAUUCUUUUGAUAAAUUAAUUAAAUUUAUAUCUCAUACUCCUCUGAACGAUUCAACGAUAUUUAUUGUUGAUAAUGAAACAGAACUUUAUUAUUUUGAACUGUUUAGCGGUCGUUUGAUCACUCAUAUUGUUGAUUUCCAAGGAAUUGAAAAAGAAUGCUACGAAAGCAAAAAAGAAAUAGCCAAUAAAUUAGAACAAGGUUGUUAUCCAUUAUUAGAUACUAAUAGAAAUGUUUCAGCUCUGUUUACAACGUAUUCUGUCUCAGAUCAAAUAAAUAAGAGUUCAUUCUGUGCAAAUUUGUCAUUAGUUGUUCCUCAAUGUGUCCUUAAUGCUAAUCAAAACACUCUUGAUCAGUCAAAGAAAGCUCUUAAGAAGUUUAAAGGCGAAAUUAAGAAAUUUACACCAGAAUACAUAACAGAAGGAAGAUUUGUCUUUAAUUUACUUCAAUCAAUAUCUAAUGUGCUUAAUUGCGAGUAUAUAUCCCUUUAUGUCGAAGGAAAUCACGUUAUGACUGUUCAAAUGACAAAUGAAUGUCCACAAGUAUUCUUUUUCAACAAUUUUGAUGAAGAAAUAAUUACUCCUGAUCCAAGCAGACUCAAAAACUUCAAUUCAACCAUUUAUUGCUAUAGUUUAAUGAGAUGUAUAAUUGGAAAUGUUUCAAUUGUAGCUGCAAACUCAUUAAACACUGUUGCAAGGUUCGAUAAAAUACAAUUUGGUAUUCUGAAAUCGUUUACUGUCUUUUCUGUUUACAAUAUCAGAUUGCAGCAGCUAGAAAAGACAAUACAAGAAGAGGAAUACAAUAAAAACUCAGUAAGUAUUGCAUUGGAGAUUAUUAAGAACGUUGUUCAGCCAAUUGAUGGAAAUUUACUCCAAAUUAUUGUAAAAGAGAUUUGUAACGCCAUACAAAUGCAAAAUUACGCUUUAUAUGAAGAUGAAACAUUAGUUAUGAUAUCUAUCGAAGAAACAGAGAUGAUUGUUGACUUUUCUAAGAUAGAAAAUGGAAUUUCAACUUUUUUAAUCGAUCACGAUGUAUUCAAAGGCAAAAUUUUCGAUGACAACGAGAGAAUUGUGUCUUUUAAGUUCGAUAAUUGGAUAAUUUUGUUCAUUAGCCAGAAUCCGCCGCUUCCUCUUUAUGAAAAUUUAUUAAAUAUCUUGCAACCAUUCAUUUCCAAAUGUAUUGACUGCAGAGAGAAGAAGGAAAUUAUUCCUAACAUAGAGCUCAAAGAAACAACCAAUGAUAUUGAGAGUUUGGACUUUGAUGCAAGAAAUGAAAUAGAAUCUAUUACAGUUCCUUAUCAGAUCUUCCAGAAAAUGGGUAUUUUGCAAUUCUUGGGUGUUGAUGAUCAAUCAUUCUAUCGAUUCCUUGAGAGUUGCAUGAAAUCUCAUAAAAAUUAUCCUUAUCACAACUGGUCACAUGCUGUAGAUACCCUGCAGUUCCUAUAUUAUCUUUAUUACAGAGCUAAUCUCACCAAAUACUUCGAUGAACUGCAGAAAACUUGUUUAUUCAUUUCUGCAUUAUGCCAUGACGUUUCUCAUAACGGAUUUUCGUCGUAUUAUCACGUUUCCGCACAGUCAAGAACAGCUCUUUUGUUUGGAAACGAAAGCCCAAUGGAAAUCCUUUCUUUUUCAAAGACGGCAGAAUUAUUGGAAAAAUCGGAUUUCUUUGAAAAGGUCGAUAAACCAGAAUUUUGGGGAUUCAUGCAAAAUCUUUUUGUUGCAACUGAUGAAGGAAAGAGUUCUCUUACAUUGGACACUUAUGUUACAAAUAACACGAAUCCAACAGAGAUAGGAAAGUUCUUUAUUUACUUAGCAAAUUACGCAAACUUUGUAAGACCUUACGAGUAUUUCCAUGCAGUGUGUGAACUUGUAUACAAAGAGAAACAAACUGAAAACUUGAGAUCUGAUCCGACAUGGGCAAAGAUUUUGCCUCAGACAGCAAAAGAAUUGACAUCAGAACAUUACACAGAGAAAGUGAUGCCCGCUUUAACUUUGCUGUCUCAGAACUUCCCUGCUCUUGAAGAUAUAGAAAAGAGGAUUAAGGAAAAUAUUGAUCAUGAAUAA